Molecule: messenger RNA, 2114 nt
Organism: Eleginops maclovinus (Patagonian blennie)
Lineage: Eukaryota; Metazoa; Chordata; Actinopteri; Perciformes; Eleginopidae
Gene: tp53i3
Product: tumor protein p53 inducible protein 3
Exons: 7
Coding region: 952-2037 (361 amino acids)
Molecular function (GO): quinone binding; NADPH binding; quinone reductase (NADPH) activity
Source: RefSeq, a predicted model, not a curated record
CUCAGAAUCAUCUCAGAGAGGACCAGCUGCUGAUACCUCUGCAGAGCUCGGCCGUGUCUCCGUGAAAGUAAUAGAGCCGAACCCCGGCGUGCAGCGGCUGAGUGAACGUGGUCCGGACUCGGUGCAGCAGGGUCAUGGUGUCAGAGAUGCUGUAGAAGGACAGAACACCUGCCCCGUGAUCCAGGUACACCCCCACUCUGGAGGAGCGACGAACACAGACUUUAAAUUUAAAGUCGUGAUGGUUGCAGUCCAACGCCCAGGAGUUGUCGUUACGUCCGAACACACACUGAUCAGAACCCCCCGCUCUGCUGAUGUCCUUGUAUGCUACCGCUACAGAAACCCCUCCUAGUCCUCUCCACUCCACCUCCCAGUAGCACCGACCAGUCAGAGUCUCCCUGCUCAGGACCUGCUCAUUAUCAGUGAAUCUGUCUGGGAGAAUAGAAGAACAGGCCAGGAAACUACUCCUUAAAGUAGCUCUCCUGUUCCACUGUGAUAACAUCAGCCCCCUGUAGGCUGAGUCUGGAUCCAGAGUGAUCUCACGUGCAUACUGUAGGAAUCCAGUGAUGAGUAGCUGUGCAGGAACUGUAGGGGGUCCUCUGUGUGUGACAGCAGCUCCAGCUCAGCGUUUCUCCUCUUCAGAUCCCUGAUCUCCUGCUCCAGCUCCUCCUGAAGCUCUCUGACUCGACUCACUUCCCUGUCCUGCUGGGAUCUGAGCUUCUGCUUCACCUCGGAGCGUCUCUUCUCUAGGAGACGGAUCAGCUGGGUGAACAUCUCCUCACUGUCCUCCACUGAUUUAUCAGCAGAGCGAUUGACGGCCUCCACCUCCUGCUGAAGCUGCUUCACCUCCUUCUCUCUGAUCUGGAUCCUCUGCUGGAUGCUGUGUCGACUCCCCUCCAGCUCUCUCUCUCUCUCAGUCCUCUCUGCUGCAGCUGACACUAUGUCGUGGCCUUUAUGUUCCUCCACAGAGCAGAGUUUCAGGUGAGGAACAGGUGUUACUCGACCUUCUCUAAAAUGAUGCGUUCAGUGUGUGUGGACGCUCCUGGGGGACCGGAGAACCUGCUGCUGCGCUCCGUCACCAAACCUGAAGCUAAAGCUGGAGAGGUUCUGAUUAGAGUUCAUGCAACGGCCCUGAACAGAGCGGACCUACUGCAGAGGCGAGGUCUGUACCCUCCCCCCCCAGGGGAGAGUGAUGUUCUGGGGCUGGAAGUGUCCGGCGUGGUGGAGGCUGUGGGUCUGGGGGUGUCGGGGGGCUGGAGGCCGGAGGACCGGGUCAUGGCGCUGCUGUCCGGAGGAGGAUACUCUGAAUACGUGUCGGUGCCGGAGCAGCUGCUGAUGCCCGUCCCCCAGAACCUGACCCUGAGUCAGGCCGCCGCCCUCCCAGAGGCCUGGCUCACCGCCUACCAGCUGCUGGUGCCCAUAGCCCGGCUGCAGCAGGGGGAGGUGGUGCUGAUCCACGCUGGAGCGAGUGGCGUCGGCUCGGCGUUGGUUCAGCUGGUCCGGCGGUUCGGCUCGGUGCCGCUCGUCACAGCAGGGAGCGCCGAGAAACUACAGCUGGCCGCCAGCCUGGGAGCAGAGGCCGGGUUCAACUACAGAGAGGAGAGCUUCUCUGAGGGGGUGCAGGCCUUCACAGGGGGUAAAGGAGCGGAUGUGAUCCUGGACUGUGUUGGGGGGUCGAACUGGGAGCAGAACAUCAGCUGUCUGGCGACUGACGGCCGCUGGGUGCUGUACGGCCUGAUGGGGGGGCGGGGGGUGCAGGGGGAGCUGCUGGGGAGGCUGCUGUCCAAGAGAGGGUCCCUGCUGUGCAGCCUGCUGCGCCCCCGCAGCCUGCAGUACAAAGAGGACCUGGUGAAGGACUUCUCUCUCCGGGUGUUACCGGGUUUCUCCGAGCCGUCGCCUCUGAGGCCGGUGAUGGACAGCAGCUUCAGCCUGGAGGACAUCUCCGACGCUCACCGACACAUGGAGGCCAACAGGAACAUGGGGAAGAUCAUCAUCAAUGUGAUCCCUCAGAACCAGGAGGAUCAGAGAAAAGCAGCAUGAGAUUUAAAGUCGGAUUCGGACUGGUGUAAAGGAAACCUUUCGUGGUGAUGUCUGUUAAAUAAAAUCCUCUGAUUCUG